UGUUUGCCGACGUUUCGUCGAGUGGCAAUGAGCGGCGUGGUGGCGGUGUCGGGGGCCGCGUCAGUGAGUUGCGCGCUUCCAGCGGCGUCAGACAGAUCGUGAACGGCCCGGCGCGCGCAGAAGAGCGGCCGGUGUGAGAGCCCAGCCAGCCGGCGUGCGACAGGACGCGCGCGGACAGCCCCGCCUUGGGCACACGAGCGCCGCGAGCGCUCGACGAUAACGAAGGGCGCGUCGUCACUCGAUCGCUUUGUCGCGGCGCGGAGAAGGAUUGCGCUGCUGCUCCUGCGGUGACAGCGACCGACCGCGUCGACGAGACUCCAGGACCAUGGCGGGCAUGUGGUUCGUAGUCUGCGUGCCUAAAGAUGAAGAAAUCGCGAAACAGAAGCAGCAGCCACAACACCAGACACUGCAGGCAGCCAACGGUGCUGUGCGCAAGGAUGUCAAUGGACACCAGGAGACACGGACCUCGGCCAAGCAGGCUCUGCAAGAUUGCCUGGAAGAGCUGGGCGUCGAUGAUGCGGUGUGGUGCUCGAGGAGUUCCGACAAGGUCUACCAGGUUAUGUUUCCCUGCGAGUCGGGAGAAGACACGGACCUGGUGCUCAAGUCUCUCAACUCCAGGGGAAUCGGCCUGGACGCAGGCUCCACCGUCGGGGUCGUUCCUUGUGCAAUAUUUUACCAAGGUGGUGACGACGCCACUGCAGAAAGCCACGAAGAAGAGGCGUCCGGCUUCAAGACUGCCCAGCAGAAGUUUCUCAAGUCCGUGACGGCACGUCUCACAGUAGCUCAGGUGGUCGAAGGGGUGCGGUCAAACGGGGAACUCAACUUCGACUACGUAGCUUUCAUCAUACUGGCCGGAAUGAUCGCAGCACUUGGUCUAAUGGACAACAGUGUGGUCUCUAUCAUCGCAGCCAUGCUCGUCUCGCCGCUCAUGGGUCCCAUCGCGGCCAUCACGUUUGGCAUCAUCAUCAGGGACAAGUCAUUGGUCAAAGUCGGGCUUCGCACUGAGCUGAUCGGGCUUUUCCUCUGCCUCCUAUUCGGGUUCUUUUUCGGGCUGAUCAUGGCCUACUGGGGAGACAUUCAGGGUCCGGGAGGCUGGGGACCCAACACGUGGCCCGACGCAGAGCAGACGGCCAGGGGACAGUGGCGCAGCUUGUGGGUUGGCGCGCUGGUAGCGCUGCCCUCUGGCGCCGGUGUGGCCAUGGCCAUCCUGGGUGGCAACUCGGCGUGCCUUGUGGGAGUCGCCAUCUCUGCUUCGCUGCUGCCCCCGUCCAUCAACUGCGGGUCCUUGUGGGCUCUAUCACUCAUGAAAGUCUUAAAGUCUCUCGGCCAAGAUCCUGUCAAUGUGACCGUGCAGAUUCCGGGCACGGACCAGAACCGCACGGUACAGACGUACCCCGCCUUCGUAGCGUACCCGGGCUUCCAGGCUUACUACUUCGACAACGCCAACAUGCACAAGGAGUGCGCCGUCAUGGCCAUAAACUCUUUCUGCCUCACCGUGGUCAACAUCCUCUGCAUUAUCAUCGCAGGCACACUGCUGCUCAAGGUCAAGGAAAUAGCACCCGAGUCCAGCAUGCCACGAACGCAGCGCUUCUGGAAACACGACAUCAAGAUUGCGCGCGACUACAACAGGACCCUUCACGAGUCCAAUGACUUGGGACAGGAGUUCCUCCAGGAAUGGGCGAAAGUAAGCGGCGUGGAUCCCAAGCUGAUGUCGUCGAGCGACCCGCAGUCACGGCUGGCGCAGCUUCAAACUCUACAAGACAUUCUUAUGGAUGCUGAGGACGACGAGGUGUACCAGACGGUCACAAGGCAUUUGGGCAACCAACCGGCAAGCCUGGCGCGGCGACUGACGAUGGCAGCCUUGCCGGGUGGUGGCCUCCAGCCCUGCGCCGAUCCGGCGGACCCGGAGUCCGGCUUGCGGUGGCGUCGGAACAGCCAGCUCGUGUCCAACAUGCUGCACAACUUCGAACGGCGCAGCAGCAAAAACCUGGGCGUGUACGCCUACGACAACCCGAGCCCCGUGCGGGACGCGCUGAGCCCGCCCUCUAGUGGGACGCCAGCGCAGCCGCCGCAGCUGUCCCGGCGCCGGUCGUCGGUGCAGCAGCGCUCCAGCUACUGGCCGUCCCGCUUCUCGGUGUCACCCGUGGCCGAGCCGAGGCGGCGCAUGUCGCGCGCCAGCGUGCGACCCGCCAUCUUGCGCGAGGAGGAAGAUGAGACGUCACGCAUCUGAGGAGGAAAGAGUAACGGAGAAAGACGGGCACAGCGGCGUCCGUAGCUGACGCAUGUGAAUAACGGGGCAACAGUGGUAGUCAAAGCCUCACGAUUCUUCGGGAGAAGUGCCACUUACCCUGACUGUGCAUAUUGACCGGUUCGGGGGGUCCAGCUGCACUGAGGAGGCACGUCUUGAAGCCGCUUGAUUCGGCGAAGUGAGAGCCGCUUGCGGCGUGUUACGCACACUUUCACGCUUAACCGAGUGCGGAACUUGAGCGCUAAAGUACGCCUGGCGAGAGCAGUUACAAAGUGCCAUUGCCGUGGCGUAUGUUAGCCAGUCGGACAGUCCACAGCCCACCCUUGCGCCGCUGCCCAGUCCCAAAUAGAAAGUACUGUAUAGUCCAUUGUUAAAGGGAAUACCUGAAUUACAAUCGAGUGAGUCAAUGUAAAUGCUUGUCAUAUUCGCGACAAAAUGUCCUGCGUACGUGACAGCAUACUACGCGUAUGCAUGUGCUAUAAUCUGCAUGUCUUCUUGCCACCACUCCGCUGUAAUUGGUUGCAACAAAUUAAUUGAAUGUUACCUGUAAGAGUGGGCUAGAUCGUACAUCUUUUACAAUAUGGCACGUGAUGAUUCUGUCUGUCUUUGUUCGAAAAGAGUUCUUUAUGCUUUAGAACGGGAACUUAAGACAAUUAAAAUGAGCCUAUAGCAGCAAGAGAGGUCACAACGUGCCUGUCUUCUUGUAGAACGAGGCCAGUGAACGCGGGGAGGACGAGUGGGGAGGACUAAGGGUGUGAUACGUUCUAUUCUUUUUGUUCAUGUGUUUCGUUUCUGUUCACGUUUAUUUAGCUCAUGAAUCAUUGAUUGUAUAAUAUAGAGGCACGCUAAUCAACUGCCUUCCUCAUUGUGCACAACGUCGUGCGCGUCUGUGAAAUAAACCAUGUUCACUUUUUA
Molecule: messenger RNA, 3163 nt
Organism: Dermacentor andersoni
Lineage: Eukaryota; Metazoa; Arthropoda; Arachnida; Ixodida; Ixodidae
Source: RefSeq, a predicted model, not a curated record